Messenger RNA from Salvia miltiorrhiza (redroot sage), 3524 nucleotides. RefSeq names its product serine/threonine-protein phosphatase BSL1. The coding region runs from base 465 to 3110 and encodes 881 amino acids. Gene Ontology annotation, molecular function: protein binding; phosphoprotein phosphatase activity. NCBI's taxonomy places the organism in Eukaryota, Viridiplantae, Streptophyta, Magnoliopsida, Lamiales, Lamiaceae. The transcript has 21 exons. The record is from RefSeq and is a predicted model, not a curated record. Gene Ontology annotation, biological process: brassinosteroid mediated signaling pathway.
GCCAUUUUCACUCCAACAUUUGUAAAAUCCAGAUAUUUUCAUCCUACAAAAGAAAAUAGAAAAGGAAAAAAAUGAAACUUUUUUGAAAAAAGUGUAAUAACGGUUGACUCUGGGCGAGUGGGCUUUCUUCAUUUCUUGCCAAAAAUCUCCCAAUUAUCAGCUGUCAAUCGUAGCUUCAUUCAUCAAUCCAUGAAACCCUUUUUCCAAUUUCACAUUUUUUUUCGGAUCAGUAAUACAAUCCAAAUCCAUGAAUAAAAAACCGUUUUAUUUUGUUCGAAAAAUUGAACUAGAAUUAUCUGGCAACCACUCUCAGUGAAGGGUCCAGUUUGCUGCACUGGAUCCCACUGUUCUUUUGUGCUUCAAUCAGCUCUAGGGUUCCAAUCCGUGGAUUUCUCGAGCUAUAUUCGCUCAAUUUCUAGUGAUAUUUUAUAUUCAGCUCUUCUGCUGAGUUGAUUGAUUUGUGAAUGGGAUCCAAGCCGUGGCUGUAUCCGGCGCCGGAAUAUCGAUAUUUGGAGAGCUAUUGGGACACUGAUGAGGACGCGCCGGGUCCUCGCUGUGGCCACACCCUCACCGCCGUCGCGGCUACGAAAACCCACGGUCCCCGCCUCAUUUUGUUCGGAGGCGCCACCGCCAUUGGCGGUGGCAACGGUGGUGCCCCUGGCAUUCGGUUGGAUGGAGUGACAAAUUCUGUUCAUUCUUACGAUGUACUUACUAGAAAAUGGACCAGGCUUCGGCCAGCGGGGGAGCCACCAUCACCUAGAGCUGCACACGCUGCUGCAGCUGUUGGCACCAUGGUUGUGUUUCAGGGUGGGAUAGGUCCUGCUGGGCAUUCGACGGAUGACCUUUACGUGCUUGAUUUGACAAACGACAAGUUCAAGUGGCAUCGAGUUGUAGUUCAAGGACAGGGGCCCGGGCCUAGAUAUGGACAUGUCAUGGACUUGGUCGCACAACGAUAUCUUGUCACUGUUAGUGGCAAUGAUGGUAAAAGAGUGCUAUCAGAUGCUUGGGCCUUGGAUACUGCACAGAAACCAUACGCUUGGCAGAGGCUUAAUCCAGAAGGUGACAGACCUUCUGCAAGGAUGUAUGCAACGGCUAGUGCUCGGUCAGAUGGAAUGUUUCUGCUUUGUGGUGGAAGAGAUGCUUCAGGCACGCCACUGGCAGAUGCAUAUGGAUUGCUUAUGCAUCGGAAUGGCCUGUGGGAAUGGACACUCGCUCCAGGAGUGUCACCUUCGCCCAGGUAUCAGCAUGCCGCGGUAUUUGUAGGUGCUAGAUUGCAUGUAACUGGAGGUGUUCUUAGAGGUGGGCGAUCAGUUGAAGGUGAUGCUGUAAUUGCAGUACUGGAUACCGCCGCUGGAGUUUGGCUUGAUAGAAAUGGGCUGGUCACUUCACGGGGAAACAAAUCACAGAGUGAUCUUGAUCCUUCUCUGGAGGUUAUGCGUCGAUGUCGCCAUGCAGCUGCAUCUGUCGGUUUCCGAAUAUAUGUUCAUGGUGGUCUGAAAGGAGAUACUUUGCUAGAUGAUUUGCUUGUGGCAGAGAACUCUCAAUCUGAAAUCAAUCUACCAUUAUCACCAGACAGGAUCUCAAUGACUUCUAGCCCAAGGUCAAACAAUGCUACUUUUGCUCCAUUUUCCUCUGGAUCAACCCCAGAUGACGGGUCUGAAACACCUUCAUCUGGAAAUUUUGGAAUGGACAAAAACUCCUUGGAGAAACUCGCGGAGGCAUCUGCUGCUGAAGCUGAGGUAGCGAAUGCUGUCUGGCAAUCAGCUCAGGCAGCUUCAGCCAUCCCUGAGGAAGCUUCAUUGUCAGAUGUCAAUUCACAGUCUGUAGAGACCACUUCUGAGGGUAGUGACACAGAGGUUGAUGUUCGCCUUCAUCCUAGAGCGGUUGUCGUCGCAAAAGAAACUGUUGGAAACUUGGGGGGUAUGGUUAGGCAGUUGUCCUUGGAUCAAUUUGAAAAUGAAAGUAGACGAAUGCUACCAUCACAUAAUGACCUAUCAAAUCCUACUAAAAAGUUUGCAAGGCAGAAGUCACCUCAAGGCUUGCAUAAAAAGAUUAUAUCAACAUUGCUGAGGCCUCGGAAUUGGAAGCCUCCUGUAAACAGAAAGUUCUUUUUGGACUCUUACGAAGUUGGUGAGCUUUGUUAUGCUGCCGAGCAGAUUUUCAUGCAAGAGCAGACAGUGCUUCAAUUGAAAGCUCCUGUAAAAGUUUUCGGUGACCUUCAUGGACAAUUUGGUGAUCUGAUGCGGCUAUUUGACGAAUAUGGAUUUCCCUCCACUGCUGGCGACAUUACUUACAUAGACUAUUUAUUUUUGGGAGAUUAUGUUGAUCGUGGACAGCACAGCUUGGAAACUAUAACUUUGCUCCUUGCUCUUAAGAUCGAAUACCCGGAUAAUGUUCACCUGAUACGAGGAAACCAUGAAGCUGCUGACAUAAAUGCACUUUUUGGUUUUCGCAUCGAAUGUAUUGAAAGAAUGGGGGAAAGCGAUGGGAUUUGGGCUUGGACGCGAUUCAACCAGUUGUUUAAUUAUCUCCCACUUGCUGCAUUGAUUGAGAAAAAGAUCAUCUGCAUGCACGGUGGCAUAGGGAGGUCGAUAAAUUCAGUCGAACAGAUAGAGAAACUGGAGAGGCCCAUAACAAUGGAUGCUGGGUCGAUAGUGCUAAUGGAUUUGUUGUGGUCGGAUCCCACUGAAAAUGAUAGUGUUGAGGGCUUGAGACCAAAUGCAAGAGGACCCGGACUUGUGACAUUUGGGCCUGAUCGAGUCACGGAUUUCUGUAAGAAGAACAAGUUGCAACUUAUUAUAAGAGCUCACGAGUGUGUUAUGGAUGGAUUCGAACGAUUCGCCCAGGGGCAGUUGAUCACCCUUUUUUCUGCAACCAACUAUUGCGGAACGGCAAACAACGCUGGAGCAAUAUUGGUCGUUGGCAGGGGAUUGGUUAUCGUCCCGAAAUUGAUUCAUCCUCUUCCACCACCUUUUCACUCUCCAGAAACUUCCCCAGAACGCGUGACAGAGGAGAUGUGGAUGCAGGAGCUUAAUAUCCAAAGACCUCCAACUCCUACGAGAGGACGCCCGCAGCCCGACCUCGACCGAGGCUCACUUGCCUAUAUAUAACGUUGCACAUCGAUUUUUGAUGUUCACUGCUGGCACGAGACGGAGCAGUCGACCCGCCACCGUGGUACGAUUUCUACAGACCCCUCUGUUGUAUUUCACACAGAUGCAGUAGAGAAGAAUAGGAUUCUUGGUGUAUAGAAGAGAAAUGCAUCGUAUGAGAAGAACUUGUCACAUUUUUUCUUUUGUGUGGUACGUAUAAAAGAAAUGCAGAAUAAUUUUUACUGUAAGUUAAUGAUAGAAAUGAUAGAGUUAUGUGUACGUAGAUGGUGUGCUGCUGAUUUCAAUAUUCCUAGUGAGAGAAUAUGUAAUUAGCAGAUUCAUAUUGGUUUGGCAAAUUUAUCUAUUGUGUAGAGAGAGAAAGAGCAGACUGACAAUGAGGCAUGCAAUCUUGAGUUCAAUGGUUGUUUUUCGACA